CGUUGAACCAAUUACUCGAGGAUAACAUUGACAAAUCCUUAUCCAGUCCGUAUUUUUGUCAAUGCGAGUUCACUGUCAACGGAAGUAAACAAUCAGCAUUUUGAUCAUGGCGGCAGAAGUGGGAGGGACCGAUAACGAGAAACGCGAAAGCGUGGUGAGCAUCGGCAGUACAGUGGCAUAUUCGUCAACAGACGAUACUUGUCUCAUAAAUUUUGAGCAGAAUGGAGAUCGGAGAGAGAAAAGUUUGAGUGAUUCAUUUGUUGUGGCAAAAUGCAGAUCAAAAGCAGACCCGGAAGGAGGUGAAACUGAAACUGACAGCAAACUUUGUGGAUGGCUGGUUAAGUACAGCAGCAUUGGGUUUGUAAAAACCUCAAAGCUACACUGGUUUAUUUUUGGUGAUGAUACAUGUAAAUUAUACUACUACAGACAGCCUCAGGAUUUAUUGCCACUGGGAGAAAUUGACAUUAAACAUGCUACUCUAUUUUUCGACGCCAGCAAUCGCGAAAAGCCUGGCUCGUUCGAAAUAAGAUCAGAUGGCAAGGUGUGGCAUCUAGAAGCACAAAACCAGCAGUGCAUGACCCUUUGGUUAGAACAGCUUCAACGAAAACGACGUCUUUACAACAAGCGCCGUACAGUGAUAUCGGAAAAAAUCACAUGGACUCAUAGAAAUAAACAAAAGGGCAGUGGAUUGACUGGACAAGAGCAAGGAGGAAGUGCCCAAGGAGCAGAGGAUCCUCUGAAUGCAACAGCUUCAUCCUCCACUGAUCGAGCAGAUUCCAUUCUGCAAGACGAUGCACAAGAAAUAACAAGCAGUAGCAAGACUGGAAUCUGGUCACUGGUCAACUUGCGCAAAGAAAUACGCAAUGCCGUUUCAGAUAUCCGCAUGCAGAUCUCCCCGACACAAGAAAAGCUGUCGCCACCACAUUCACCGUGCGUGGAAGAUGCCAAAGAAGAGUGGACCAUUCUAACUGAUGAUAUGGACUCCAACAACAUGCCACCUGUGUUUGCUGCAGUGCAGUCACCACCACCGCUACCACCAAACUCUUCUGCAGCUUUAGCCAAAUCUGGACAGAAAACUGGUGGCAAAUUUGCUUCAACAUUUAAGUUUUUGAAAGCAAAGAGCAGAACGCCCAGUGAUAGCAAGGAGGGUGGUUUGAAGAAGCAAAACAGCCGAUCAGGUAGCCUUUCCUGUGCAAAGUGCAAACAAUUGGAAGAUGAGAAAUUUUCUGCUCAAGAAGAACUAAAAGAUGUUGAAGAAGAGCUUCAGGCAAACAGGGAAAUUGUCAGGUUACUUCAGAAGGAGCUUGAUGUGAUACGAGUCAGCUUAGAAACAAGACUAGAGAGUGAGGGAAAAUCAAAUGAAGAGAUGGAUCUUAUGUUAAAGCAGCGAGACAAACAUGUUGUAGAGCUGCAGCACAGCAUGGCUACAUUGCAGGAAGAAAAAUCAUUGCUGGCACAACAGUCAAAGUUUGUCGAGAACAACUUGACAACUUUUCGUGAUCAAGUUUCAAUGUUGCAAGAGAUGCUGAGUGCCAAGGAUGAGACCAUCGUGCAGCUCACGCAUAAGAUUUUUGAGUUUGAGAGCAAUACCCAUGAUAGGGGUGAUGAUGGUGAACGGCAGCAUUUAGCUCCUUUGAUGCCUUCAGGGAUUGUACCUGAUGCAAAAGAGCUGGAGACAUUGAAGGAUACUGUCGGUGCCUACCAACUACAAAACAAGUUUCUCACAAAAGAGAUAACAGAGCUGAACAAACUGCGCAAAUACGAUGAACAGCGUGAAAAGGAAAUGCUGAUGAAUUAUGCCAAUUUAGAAGCUUUGUACUACCAAACACGAAGCAAGUAUCUUUUCCUCCUUAAUGAGAGACACGAACCUGUCAGAGGUGAUGAGUCCAACAAAACUGAAGAAGCCGUGACUCAGCUGUUGCAGGAAGCCUUGGAGUCUGAAACAGAAGGAGGGGCAGAUCACUCUCGGCACCAUUUUAUGUCUUCAUACAGUAUGGAGUAUGACUGCUAUGGCUUUCUAGUUUAUGCUAAGGAAGAAGAGACAGAUGACAUUCUUGUAGCUAAGGCUAACAAGCUGGAGUGGCAGUCACAUCAGCUGGCUAAUCGCAUCAAGGAUGAUACUGAAGCCACAUCCAGGCAAAUCAAAUGGGAAAAUUUCAUGGUAGGGCAGUCUGGAAAGCCGCUACAACGUUCACCUGAGCUGAAGGCCCUUGUUCGUAUGGGUGUGCCACAUGCGUUCAAGGAGCACAUUUGGAAGGGAUGCAUCAAUCUGCAUGUUGGUGCCACCCGUGACAAGUUGGGGCCACAAUAUUACAAGAAAGACCUUGGUGAAAGAAUAAAGAACAGCAAAUUUAAUCCGGCUGUCAAGCAGAUUGACUUGGAUCUGCUGCGGACACUGCCAAAUAACCGACAUUUUGACUCCAUGGACUCAGAUGGCAUACCUAAGCUGCGGCGUGUGCUUUUGUCCUACAGUGUACACAAUCCUCUUAUAGGAUAUUGUCAGGGCUUAAACAGACUGGUGGCCAUUGCCCUGCUAUUUCUGAGUGAGGAGGAUGCAUUCUGGUGUCUGGAGGCCAUUAUUGAGCACUUGAUGCCCAAGGACUACUACACAAAAACACUAGCUUCAGCUCAGGCUGAUCAGAGAGUACUCAAGGAAUUAGUUGCAGAAAAGCUGCCUAAACUCUAUGCUCAUUUUGAGCAGUAUGAUGUUGACCUGUCGCUCUACACCUUCAACUGGUUCCUUACCAUCUUUGUAGACAAUGUACGGCCAGAGACCUUCCUCUGUGUUUGGGACACCCUCUUGUAUGAAGGAAGCAAGGUUCUAUUCAGGUUUGCACUUGCUUUCCUGAAGUAUGCUGAAGAGGAAAUUCUGUCUUUCAAAGAAGCACACCAGAUCUACCGUUUCAUGCGCGCAUUGGGAGAGAGGAUCACAAAUGUGAAGAAGAUCACACAUAUAGCAUUCCACGAACUGAACCCUUUUCCUAUGAGAGCCAUCACUAGCAAAAGGUUACAUCAUCUUCUGCAAGUCAGGGAAGAGCUAAAAGAAUUAGAUGCAAUUCGACAAGACUUCCAGUCUUCCCAUUCACAACACAGCCUGGAGGGCUACGCAAGUGAAGAUGAUCUGGAUGAUGUGAAAGAGGAUGAUGGUUUCCUGUCAUAAAAUAUCAAGGGUUAUCAAGUUCUGGGUCACAAUACUUUGUUUUAGGAACUGGCAUUUUUCUUCAACCAUGCAAUUGUGUAAACAAUUUAUGACUUUGAAACUUUAAUUUGUAGUUGUUCUUAGAAAUGCGUCCUAUGACAGUCUCAAAAGUUACAGCAAUGUCUUUGAAAAUUGCUAUUCAGGUGCAAUGAACAUAAAUACUCCAACAGAAAUUCCAUUCAAUUUUGUGUUGUCCUAUGUAAUAUGACAUUGUUUCUAAUUUAUUGAUUCAUUAAUCUAGAUCCUUUUUUCAGUAUUUUGUUUUGUUUUAGAUUUUUAAUGUUCUUUGCUGCUGCUUAACUUUUUUUUUGCCUUUGUGACAUAAAAUGUCUUCCAAGACUUAAAUCAUAUGCUUAUUUGUCUGGAGCAACAAAUGAUAACUCUUAAGACAAACUUUGAAAUCCACUUAAGCCAUAUCAGUGUAGACUUAAUGGGAAAAGAUUAAGCAAACUGCUCUGCAUAAUGGUGCAUUAUUUCUGUCAGGUUGUAAUAAUUUAAUGUCAGAAAUGGUUGAAGAUUCCCACAAAACAUUCUAAAUGUUAUAAAAGAAGGGUGAGUCAAAAAGAAUCAUAUUAAAAUAUAAAAGAAGGUACAUAGUUGCAGUGGGAAGGAUCAGAAAAUUUUUACUUUCAGAUUUAAAUUUUACAGGCUGUACAAGGUACACAAGAACCAAUCUAACAUCUGUGGUCUUAGCAUGCAAGAUCAGGAAACAUUUAGCUUCAGAUGUAAACUGUACACACUACAAAAAAUGCCUAUCAUAUAUUUUUUUUAACAUUGAAUGAUCAAGUUAGCUUUUUUUUCACUUUUACUUGAACAUUUUGCUAUGCACGUUUUAAAUACAGCACAACAGAAAAAGCAAAACUUUAUAAAGACUGAUCUAUUGGAAGAAAAAAAGAUUUUCUUCUGAUGAAAUGUGUGUUUCAAACAUUCAUUCCUCUUUCAUAUGUGCACUCGCAUAUAGCAUGUAGCUAAUACAGUAAUAAUACUGUAAUAACACCCACAGCAUGUACAGUAGUUUAUAAAUUUCCUUUUUGUGAGAUCCCUUUGUCAAACUAAAAACAUAUCUAAUGUAAAACCAUUUUAAGUCAUUUAAUUGCAUGUCAGCAUCUUGGACAAAACAUGUAAGUAAGAUUAAGAGGCUACAUGUGCAGAGGUUACAAGUGAAGUAAAUUUAUCUUCGUCAAGGGACUGUUACUUGUGGUCAGAUCGAGAUCUUGACCCUUGAAUGAAAACCCAGUCUUAGAAUUGUGUAUCCAUGGCUGAAAGUUAUCACAGUCUAGCAUACAAAAUAUAUAUAUAUAUAAAGAUUGUUUUCAUUAUCUAUUUUCUGCAGUUGAGUUUAUCAACAGCCUGUAUUCAUUUUACCUUCUGUUUUCACAAAAACAGAAAGAUUUAAUACAAGUGUAGCAUUUCAUCGUUGUGCACACUCAGCAUUAUAAUUCUGAAGCUUUGUUAUUUGGAGUCCUUUUUAUUUCAUUUUAUUUUUUGAUGUUUUUUCAAAAAGCCAAAUUGCCAAUAGGUGUAUAGGGGUGGUGGAUAAUGAAAGAGCCGAUGUUCACGAAAAAUGGCAAAAACCUAUGUCUUUCUGGUGUCUAUGUUGUUUUUGCAGGCUGUAAGGGUGGGGAGGAAGUACACGUCCUGCUGUAUAUAAUAUAUUCUAGAGUCUAGACUGUCUGUGAAUUUUGUAGUCAGCUUGUGAAAGUGGAAAAUUGCUGCAGUUUCAUGCUCCAAUCACACCUUUUCUUCCAAAUAAAAUAUCUUUUUGUUAAGGUCUUCCUCACCAUGUGGAUUUAAUAAGAUAUUUAUUUUAGUGACUGGGGGCUGUAGGAAUGCAAUAUUGUCUAAACUAAAAAUAUGAAUCAUUUCCAAAGAAUGCAGUGAGGGAAGUCUGUCCUAGAUGAAUGUGGUCACUGGAUGUCCAGCUGAUUUGACUUUAACUUCAGCAAGUUAUGUUGACUUCUUUCUAACAAGAGGUAAAGUGAAGGUUAUAUAUACCAUAUGCACACGAUAACAUUUUAACCUGGAAAUGCAAAGAUAACUGUAAACUUAAGAAAGAACGAGAGUAACCUUAGAUGACCGUGUGUUACAGUUCAGAGUCUCUUUAUCUUCUUUGCUGCUUUUGCAGUACUUUGAAAAGUGAAAUGAUUGACUGUAUGCUAAAAUGAAAUAUUUUUUUGAUUUCCAUAUGAUUGCCUGCUUACAAAUUAUUAAGCCUUUCCAUUAAGUCCCAUUCAUUGCCGUCCAUGAAAAAUAAGAAGCUGUUUGAAAUUAAAGAUGUUUUGCAGACUUUACACAUUGUCACACACAUCAUAAACACAAUAAAUAAACAUAUUGUUGACAUAUAUUGAUAAUAUCUUCUGGAAAACUGGAGCUGACUGAGUUGACUAAUGGCAAGAUCCUAAAUUAGGAUUCAUUAGUGCUAUGCUUGCAAAAUUCAUACUGAGCAAUAGAUGUUCACACUGAUCAGACCUGCUUACAGGUCUCCUGUAAUCAUUAUGGUGAAAUUAUCAUAAUUAAGGGAAUUAAGGUCAAAACAUUACAGGAUAAAAAUGCUGAAUCAAGCUUACAGGUUUUCCCCAGGAAUUUCAUGCUUUCUGUGGGAAUUAUAACAGGGUGUUUAUCCUAAUGUAAAGAGGUCUGACUACUUAAAUGUUUGUAAAACAGUAGGUACAGUUUCAAAUCUAUUUUGUAAAACCUUUUUCAUAACCAUUUUUAAAGAUGAAAUUUUGAAGUUUUCUUGAUUUCUUGUAUGUUUAAACAAAAAUUCUGACAUCUGAAGUCUGAUCAUCUGACUUUAGAUUUGGCUGUAUAAGGUUUUUAAAGGCAUAAAAAGCGAAAAAGAAUUUCAUGCCAGUUAUGUGCAGUUUCCUGGAACUGAGUUGUUGGUUGUGACAUCACUCAAAAAUGGCUGAGACUUAUUUUGUGUCUACAGAACUAAUGUGUGACGCUGAAUGUAUUUGCAAACCUUUCACACUUGGUGCUGUAGCUGGUGCUAAAUAAAGAAUUCCUUUUCAGCAAGCUAACCAAAGCUCAUAGUUACAUUUUUUGUACAACAGUCAGCAGUUUUACUCUUUAGGAUCAUGAUUGUUGGCACCAAAUGUUUGAAGAAACAGAGUUUUCAAAUUGCAGCCUAGCAUCUUUAUAUAUUUAAAAUUUUGUACUAUGUGUAUUUUUCUGUCAAAUUAGAAUUUGCCCAAUGAGAGUCUGUUAGUCUGUUAGAGAUCUUUGGUUAAACAGUUUACAUGAUUAACUGUCAAAUGUAUUUGAUUUGUUUGCAUGUUUUCAGCAGUAUUGACAGAUGUGUGUUUAAAGUGAAGAACUAUUUUCUAGCUUGUUGAAGUUUUAAAGAAUGAAUAUUUGUAGAAUACUGUGAUGGACCAAUGGUUGACUAAGAUUGAUCUUUUGGAAGUUGCAGUAUUUACUGGCACUGAGUAGUGCUCAUACACAUAUUUCUUGAUUGUUUGACAGGUAAGGGUUCCAACAUAGAUAUGGAAAAGCUGCCUUUGUUAUAGCCAUUUAUUCUUUAGAUCCCUUCCAUGUGGGAGGUUUAUUUUCUGCCAUGUUUGUCUACUUACAAUUCACUAAUUCAAGAUGUUUGAGAAAUUCGUCUUUAGCUGAGAGAUGACAUAUGGACAUGUGUUACACGUUUGCAGUGUAGCUGUUAAAACGUUUCUUUUGGUGAAUAUUUGAAGGUUUCAAUGGUGCUUCUAAUUGACAAUCUUUACCAAAGGUGCCCAGCAUGUCUCAAUCAAACUAUUGUGCUUUCCAUAUUCCAUGUUCUUCACACUCAGUUGGUAUCAAUGCAUGGAGCAAACUCUUGUUACAUCUGUGAUGUCAUAUUGAUGGUUUGUACUAGUUAAUGUGUUGUAGAGAUUUAAACAAAACAUGCUGACCUCAGAAUUCCUAAAAUAAAAAUUCGCAGUUAAUGGCAUGAGCAGUAUGGUAGAUACAUGUACUUAUGCAUUAGUGCAAUGAAGUAGCCCACACAUGAUUGGGUGUGUGUAUGUGUGUGUCUGCAUGUGCAUAUUGUAAGAGUGCAUAGCUAGUGUGGCAUCUAUACAAGUCAUUUCCAUGUUUGUGCCUACUUAGACAAUUUUGAGUUCUUUGAAAAUCUAACAAAUUGUAUAAUGUGAUAUGCUGAACUUAUAUUUUGAAUGAAGCUUUGAAGUAUUAUUUGAUAUGCAACUUUUAGUAUUGCUUGAAAUAUUGUUUUAGUGUGCAUUAUUUGAGACUAUGUUUGAAGAUACUGUAUAUGAUAAAAUAGAGAUAAAGUUUGCAUUCACUACAUGGUUAUGUGCAGGACAGUUAUCUUCUUGUGCCACUACAAUGGUGGGUUUGAUGUGACAACAUCUCAACUUUGCACUUGUAUACCAUCUUGUGUUCUGCCUGUGUGUAGUUUAGAGAUGAACAGUAUUCAGGUCUAAGUAUUAGUUGUGUGCCUUUAUUGUAAAAAUGCAAACAGAAUGUGCUGUAAAGACAGAGACUAAAGUUACAAGAUUUCAGAUUAAAGGAAGAAUGAAAAUA
Molecule: messenger RNA, 7723 nt
Organism: Pomacea canaliculata
Lineage: Eukaryota; Metazoa; Mollusca; Gastropoda; Architaenioglossa; Ampullariidae
Product: TBC1 domain family member 2B-like
Exons: 19
Coding region: 107-3160 (1017 amino acids)
Source: RefSeq, a predicted model, not a curated record